This is a messenger RNA of Acanthamoeba castellanii str. Neff, 759 nucleotides long. RefSeq lists its product as uncharacterized. The record is from RefSeq and is a predicted model, not a curated record. The coding region runs from base 1 to 759 and encodes 252 amino acids. Lineage: Eukaryota; Discosea; Longamoebia; Acanthamoebidae. The transcript is spliced from 5 exons.
AUGGAGCUAUCCGGGGCAGAUGAUGUGGAAGAGCUGCUGGCACUACUGGGCCUGCCCAGCGAACUGGUGCUCGCGGUCUACCAGUACGGCUCCAGGGUGACUGGCACGGCGUGGGCGGGGUCUGACUGGGACUUCACCAUCGUCGUCGAUGACUCGUUCGAGCCGAAUGCCCCCGACAUUGCGCACGACAUGCGCGCGCUCACGUGCCUCUGGCUGCCGCCCCAGCACGUGUGGCGGCAGACCGUUGACUUUGCGAGCUACUUCCAUCUCGACCUGAGCGUAUUGAGGAACCCGGUGAGCACGAUUUCGAGCAAGGCAUUCGGCUAUGCCACCAUCUGCUUCCGCGAGGGGCACACCCACAAGGCCAAAAAGAAUCUCAUCCACUCCAUCAGGUAUCUGCUGUAUGGGAUCCAGAUUGUCGAGCGAGGGCGGAUCGACGACUUCUCGGAUGGGAACGAGUACUACUACGCACUCGUGCGGCCGGUCUCGGAGGCCGCACACAACGACGCGAACUCGUGCGACGACGCGACCCGGCACUCGCGGACAGGUCCAGCCCCACCGGCGGAUGGUGGCGACGUCGAGGGCGAGGACGAAGAGGCCCUGAGAGACGAGUACAGGCGGAUCGCCAAGGACACCCACGCCCGGUUCGACCGGCUGCUCCCGCCCAAGGCCAAGCGACCACGCAAGCCUCGCCGCCGAAAAGAAAAGGACGGAGGAGCCGACGCGCGUGGCGGAGAGGACCACGACGGUGACGCCUGA